ACAGAAAGAACUGAAGGGGGUGGAGGGAGCAGAGCCACGGUUUGGGGGGGCUGCCGAGGCUCUGGAGACGAGAGGGCCAGGAGUCCGCUUCCACCAAGAGCCCCCUUCACUCCUGCAGCUGGGAAAGUUUUUCCCAGCCUCUGUCCUCCCCUGGGGAGAGGUCAAAGGAGCCGUUUGGGUGGGAAAAGAGAAUGGAGGAAGUUGACAGGGAUGGGCGGGGCCCGUGGGGGGGCUGACCAGGAACCCAGCUUCCUGCUCAGUACCCGGGCGUCCAGCCCCCAGCUCACCCCCACCCCUUCCAGCCCCCACUCCCCUCAGGAACCCAAGGUUCCUGCCCUCUGCCGGAUCCCAGCCACCCCUCCCCCAAAGGUUUCUCCCCUCCAGGGCAUGGAGGCGGAGAGACCCCAGGAAGAACAGGAUGGUGAGCAGGACUCCGCUCAGGAUGAACAGAGCUGGCCACCUCUGAACUCCACCCCUCGGCCUUGGCGAUCUGCUCCUCCAUCCCCUCCUCCUCCAGGGACCCGCCACACAGCCCUGGGGCCGCGCUCGGCCUCCCUGCUCUCCCUGCAGACUGAGCACCUUCUGGACCUGGUGGCCGAGGCCCAGUCCCGCCGCCUAGAGGAGCAGAGAGCCACCUUCCGUGCUCCCCAGAACCCCCCGGCGCUAGCAGCCCCCCCAUCCCGGCCUCUGGAAGACAGAGAACAGCUCUAUAGCACCAUCCUCAGUCACCAGUGCCAGCGGAUGGAGGCCCAGCGGUCAGAGCCUCCCCUCCCUCCUGGGGGACAGGAGCUCCUGGAGUUGCUGCUCAGAGUUCAGGGUGGCGGCCGCAUGGAGGAGCAACGUUCCCGGCCCCCCACACACACCUGCUGAGGCUUGAGCCUCUCAUCGGCCUGCACUCAUUCCUGGGGCGAUGCACUGCCUGCCCUCCACCCUGCUUGGCACAGGUGCCAGAGACUGGAAGCCCCAGCAGACACCUCAAUAUUCAUCACCCUCCUCACCGUCCCUGGGAACCAGAGGGGGUGAAAGUCCUCAAACCUGGGGAAUAGGCAAGGUAGGCUGGGCCUUCAGCAAGAGGAGGCCAGCGGCCCAUCUCACAGAGGCGCUGGGAGUGGCUGCCCUGCCUUGUCUCCUGCCACCAGCCACCAGCCACAGUGCAGGCCUGAGGGCUCAGGCCUCCUCCUCCCAGGGAAAGGCAAAUCUCCCAAGAUUAUGACCUGAGAGCCAGCCCUACCCUCCGCGCUGGCAAGGAGAAAGGGAGGGGGGCAGCGGUGAAGACACUGAAACCUGUCCACCACCCCCCCCACCACCCCCAAGACUGAGGCUUAGAGGCCGUGGGUGGACCUUUAGCCCUGCCCCACCCCCUCCCCACCGCUGCUCUGAGUCUGUGUGGAGUUUUGGUUUUAUGAAUAAAUGUGAUUCC
Messenger RNA from Lepus europaeus (European hare), 1420 nucleotides. It is a transcript of the gene GPSM3, whose product is annotated as G protein signaling modulator 3. The transcript is spliced from 4 exons. Lineage: Eukaryota; Metazoa; Chordata; Mammalia; Lagomorpha; Leporidae. Bases 211 to 870 code for a protein of 219 amino acids. Gene Ontology annotation, biological process: regulation of inflammatory response. Gene Ontology annotation, molecular function: protein binding; GTPase regulator activity. The record is from RefSeq and is a predicted model, not a curated record.